Messenger RNA from Papaver somniferum (opium poppy), 1526 nucleotides. RefSeq lists its product as uncharacterized. The coding region runs from base 232 to 729 and encodes 165 amino acids. The transcript is spliced from 2 exons. The record is from RefSeq and is a predicted model, not a curated record. NCBI's taxonomy places the organism in Eukaryota, Viridiplantae, Streptophyta, Magnoliopsida, Ranunculales, Papaveraceae.
GAUCGCGGGAACAUGGGGUGAUCUCAUUACUAUUAGCGAGGGAAAAAUCGACAAGGUCUUCUCGUCACAAGUGAUAAAUAACGAAGAUCCGAGUAAGGAGAAGACGCUUUCAGAAACUUUCUAUGGUUUAUUUCUCGUUGGUAAACAAUCUGCUUACAUAGUUACAUGUUCCACUGGGAGCUUCCCGAUAGAAGAAUCAUAGGUUGAAGUUUGUGUGGUGAUCAAGUGAUCAUGGUUCAGUCGAUUGAAGUCAGGGGUGGCAAAGGCUCCAUUAAAGUGGGGACAAGCGGGACUAUCAGUGCCCUGAUGACUAGGGAAUUGGAGUCCAUCAAGUGCAGAUCACAGGCCACAACAUCCUCUGGUAGGAAACCUCCGACAAACGGUGGUGGAGUUGCGAAAAUGGUACAACCAAGAGGAGCAUCAAAUGAGGUGAUAGGUAGUAGAAGCGUUGGUGGAAGAUUUCGCAGCAGUAAUCGUAACAAACAUCUCGAACAUAUCCAGAAAACAAGACACAACAUUCUGAAGAAUAACCAUCGGAUCCCGAUGCUUGGCUCUGAGAAUAUUGCUUUAGAGGGGACUCCUAACAGAGAGAAAGUUAGUACUAGAAAAGUAUCUUACAUUGUUGAGAUAGUAGACGUAAAAUGCGGGAACCCAGAUAGAUGGUCAAAUCCUAUAAAGAGCCGGUUCAAGAAACUUGGUUUCUCAAAGCUCUCCCAGAGUAUUGCGUAGUUUAACCCUGCAACUUCUUCGAAUCAGUUCUCAAGUUCCUGUAACUUACCCCAUGAAUCCUAUUCAGUCGGUUGGUUUCAACAACUUCCACCACAGAACAGAUACUUGGUAUGAAUCUGCCACCAUCUUUCUUCUUCUUCCUCUUCUGCGUCAUACUUCCAGACCCAAAUUUGGCUUUACAACUACCACUGCACGAAUUAGUCUGUGGUUGGGAUCCCUGAGAGUUUUUGCAGGGUGAAUCAAGCUUGGAGAAAUACUCGAUCUCCUGCAGGACAAGGGCACCAACAGUGCCUCUGGUGCCUACCUUAACAGGAGUUGUAGAAGACAUUUUCUCUGAGACACAGGUAGUUGUGGUGCAAGCUUUAUAGAUCAUUAUGUUUUCCACUGUCUGGUUGGGGUGAUUUUGGAGGCUUGUGAAUUGAAGAAGAGUGGUUGUUUGGGGCCUUGUCUACGUCUGAUUUUGGAGUAUUCUUUUGAGUUUGGAGCAUUUGUGGGUAAGGUCUCUCUUUUAUACACAUUAGUUUACACGUCAAAUUUCUUUACCGUAUUAAGAUGCUUUAACUGAAGUGGACAGCAUGGGUUUUAGCAUAGUUAUUGUGAAGGAUUGGAUGGUGAUUAGGUCACAGUUCUCUUGUGUUUGUAAUCAAAGCAUGUGUAAAGCAGUCAAAAUCUUCUUUUGAACCCUGAUUUUUGUGUUUCUUUCAUCAUUUUGUUAGGUUUUUAUGAUUGGUUGUGCUUUUGUAAUCGUAAACGCAGGUUAAACGAGUGCUAACAAUAGUGAAAUUGAAGAUUGUAUA